AUGCCCAUGUUCCAGCCACCGCCACCACCACAGCCGCAGCCGCGCAUCGUUACCUUCAAGAUGUUGAAGGAUAAUGGAGCGGAAGAGUUCCGAGGAGACAAGAUGGGGGAGCCCCAGAUUGCAUUGGAUUGGCUUGAGCAGAUGGACCGGGUACUCAAGAAUUUGAGAGUCCCAGAUGCUGAUCGCUCGGAGUUGGCGUCACAGAUGUUCCGGAAGGGAGCAUAUGAUUGGUGGAAGCGCAUUGACCAGGAUCCACACACGCCCAAGCCGUGGACCUGGGAUCGCUUCGAUCGAGCCUUCACGAAGGAGUACGUCCCCACCCGGUACCGCGAGGAGAGGCGCGAUGAAUUCGUUGCGCUUAAGCAGGAGGGGAUGUCACUGCCUGAACUGAGACAGAAAUUCGACUACCUGUCCCAGUAUGCGACGAGUCUGGUCUCCACUCCGGAGGAUUGUUUGAAUGAGUUCGUCAAGAAGCUACGGCCGGACUUGAGGCCGUACGCCGCACUGAUCACGACGACAGAUUUUAAUGCGGCAUAUGAUUUGAUUGUGAAGACGGAAAAGAGCUUGGACGAUCUGCAGGCAACCAAGAAGGAGGAUCGAGCGACGAAAGACCCGAGAGAAAGAGGGCAUUUCAGGAGGCAUUGCCCGACAAACCCUAGCAGCAAGCCUGUUUUACCUAGAGCUCCGGAUCAGCCUGCCGCAUCACAUCCAGCACGGAGUCAGCAGUCUACGGCCGCAAAUAAUCAGCAGAGAGCACGUCCGCAGCCGUCAGGCCAGGCACCAGCGCGUACCUACGCCAUGCAUGGGCGCACAGAUCCUAGUCCCGAUGUUAUCUUGGGUACGUUCAUACUAUUUGAUUCGGUUAUGCAUGCCUUGAUCGAUCCGGGUUCUACGCUCUCCUAUAUCUGUGUUGGCAUGCCUGCUAAUUCUGCGAUUGUGAGGAGUGACCUUGAGAUACCUACUGUUGUAUCGAAUCCGCUAGGACAUAGCAUGCGUCUUCAUCACAUUUAUCAGAGGUGUCCGUUGUCCGUGCAAGGGAAGCAAUUCCCUGCAGAUUUGAUAGAGCUACCACACAAGGAGUUUGACAUUAUCCUUGGUAUGGAUUGGCUCACCGAGCAUAGAGCAGUGGUCGAUUGCAGUUGUCGGACCGUACGGCUGAGAGUCGAGGACGGUAGCGACGUAUCACUCUCCGGGGAAGUGUUCCCCAAGACUCCCGAGUUCAUAUCGUCCUUGAGCGCGAGGCGCUUGAUUCGCAAAAAGUGCGAGAUGUUCCUGUGUCACGUUCAGGAUAUGCAAAAAGAAUCACCACGUCAGCUGGACAUUCGUACGGUUUGCGACUUCCCCGAUGUCUUUCCCGAAGACCUACCUGGUUUACCUCCACCGAGAGAGGUAGAAUUCUCGAUCAAUCUCAUUCCGGGAGGAGCAUGCUAGACAUUUGCAAUU
Messenger RNA from Cuscuta campestris, 1443 nucleotides. The record is from the annotation of a GenBank genome assembly. NCBI's taxonomy places the organism in Eukaryota, Viridiplantae, Streptophyta, Magnoliopsida, Solanales, Convolvulaceae.